This is a messenger RNA of Macrobrachium nipponense, 7096 nucleotides long. Its product is annotated as dnaJ homolog subfamily C member 24-like. The coding region runs from base 158 to 583 and encodes 141 amino acids. Gene Ontology annotation, biological process: positive regulation of ATP-dependent activity. Lineage: Eukaryota; Metazoa; Arthropoda; Malacostraca; Decapoda; Palaemonidae. The transcript is spliced from 3 exons. The record is from RefSeq and is a predicted model, not a curated record. Gene Ontology annotation, molecular function: ferrous iron binding; ATPase activator activity.
AUUGUCCGUCGCGGAGCGUAAGAAGGACAUGGAAGCAAUCAAUAAGGAGUUGUGGCAACACUGUAGACAUGGCCGAGACGUAAACUGAAGGCACCCUAUUACAAAGCAAACACACUCUUAUUUCUUCACUCGUCUUCGGAUAUUCUCGAACUCUAGGAUGACUUUAUAUGACGUUUUGGGUGUAAGCCAGGAUGCCAGUGAGACUGAAAUACGGAAGCAGUAUCAAGAGCUAGCAAAGAUUUAUCACCCAGAUAAGUCGGCAGUAGAAGGAGCUAAUGAAAAAUUUGUCAAAGUUAAAGAAGCCUUCCAGGUAUUAGGGGAUGCUGAGAAAAGGCGCGAGUAUGAUGAUCAAUUAAAACGAGAGAAGCUUUAUCAAGAAUUCCCUAUGAGCGAAGAGUUGUUUUUGGAAGAUUUAGAGAGAGAUCGUGAAGAAGGGGUCUACAUGCACACAUGUAGGUGUGGUGGCCAGUAUAUUCUUGCUGCUCAGGAUGCUAGAAAUUCAACAGAAAAGGAAGUAGUUGUAGCGUGCAACAACUGUACACUUAGUAUCCUUGUACUACUCAACUGUGACGAGAACACCUGAUAAAGGAGUUCCUUAAGUUGUUUUUUGCUUCUUCUGAAACUGCUGUUUCUCUCUCACACAACUUUCUUGCUUACUACACUUUGGGAAAAUCAAAGAUCUGCUAAAGAAAGCAGGCUUAGGAUGGACAUUAUGAUGCUGAAUAGUCAUGAAACAUUGCAUCGCUGAAAGAUUUAUCGUUUUGGGAUUGCAAUUACUUUGUAUCUGCUUGGUUAUUGACUUUUGUUUAAUAUAUUCACUCUGAACUUAUAAAUUUGUUUAUGUCCGGUUUCUAAAAGGUGAUUUAUGCUUGGUUGCCAUAAUUAAAGGAAAUGCAAGGUUUAAAAGUUUACGGCAUAUGUAGGCUAAUUUACACACCUUUUUGAAUGAAAGCAUUUAGCUUAAUUAUUUUGUAGCAUUUACCCAAUAUGCAUGAUGUGGAUAACAUGUAGAACUAGUAUGCAAAUGAUGUCAUUAUACUGUGAUAUUUUUGUUCAUUGUGCAAGUAGUUGAGUUCACAUUAGCAGCUCUGUGAAUGUGUAGCUGACUGUUUGCAUUGUGUGCCAGUGAGAUAGAAUAUUGUUUCAUAACCUGCGGUUUGAAGCUCACAAAAUUUGUAAUUUCUCAAAUGGAUUGUGGAACAUCAACGCGGGUGACCUCGCAGACUAAGGCUGUAUCCAGGCAAUCACUUCCCAGAAAGAACUCAAGGUUAAUUCUGAUGCCAUGGGAAAAGAGACAUCAGCACACGUUAACUUCAUUCAUAAGAAAAGCUCAUCCUGUGUGUGAGAAUUUAGCCAAAAAUGAAGGACUCUUUAGAGAUAGUCUUACAACAACAGAAACUUUGUCAAAAAGUGAGAAUGUAGAAGUAUUUGCAGAAGAUCUUGGUGAAAAACAUCUUGAAGGGUAUCAGAGAUCUGCUGUUUAUCGGCACUCGGCAAAGGAAAAUUCAUCGACUGAAGUGAAUGAGGAUGUGUCUAACUCUGAUGGCCUAACAGUGGAAAGCUUAAGGUUGCCCAGUGAACACUCAAAUAAUCCAAUAGUACCACAGGAAUUAUCCUACAGUAUUUUAAUGCUCAGUGGGAAGAAAUGCCACACAGGUAUUGAAGAGACCUCUGGAUUUACAGACUCUAGUAUUGCUGACAAGAUACAUAGUAGCACAUCGAACAAUUCAGUCUCGGAUGACGCAUCAAGUCAGAAUGGUUAUGGUACACGUGCUAUAAUUAGCCAGGAUGAGUUUGAGGCUGUUUUGAACAAAGCACUUGAAAGUUCAGGUAGGUACUGUUUAGAUGAUAUAUUUAAAUAUGAUGGGAAGGAUAAGGACCUGCUUUGGCAAACACUGGAUGUUUAGAGCUCUUAAAUUUAACAGUACAGAGCCAAAAUGGUCCAGAAUUCCCAAGUCCUCAUGAUUUUAUUUUAGGGUUUUUAAAUUUUUCAUAUUAUGUAUUUUAUAAUGGCAUGUGUUUUGGAUAUACUACAUAAAACCGACUACACUAGUUUUAUAACAACUUGGAAUAAACGACAGCUCAGAUCUGUGACUGAAUAUUAGAAGAUUUUGUAUAGAAAUACGCAUUAUUGCAAUGUAAGGCAUUUUGUACCACGAGAUGUGCUUAGCAAAUAUUGACCAUUGAUCUAAUGAGGUUUCAUCAUAGUUAUCCUUAUCCUUCAGUCUUUAUUGAAUAAUACAUCAAGUAUAAUGUUAUGAUUUUCCUCCUAAGAAUGUCAUGUAAAGAUAUUGCUUUACCUUGAAAGAUGCUCUCCAUGGUAUAUAGACUUCAAAAUUGUAAAAGCUUGACCAGAUUUACCCCACAUGCUUUGCUGAGGAAUAAUUUCAGAUUCUUUCUUUGAAAUAUAAUGACAUAUAACACAGGCUCAUAUGAAGCUUUAUCCUAAACAAAUGAUGAAAUCUUCCCAUGUUAUUCAUGCAUUAAAUCAUAAAUUAUCACAUUGCAGUUCAUAGUGUAUAUAAUUCUUGCAUGUCAUUAUCACUGUCAGGUAGUGAAAUAACUAUAUUGCUUUUUGAUAUUUUAGCUUUUAGCUUAACACAUUUAAUGAGUGUGUGACUUAUGUGAAGAUAUUCUUGAUUAAGAAAAAGGUGCACUUCUCCUUUGCCAAAAAGGUGAAUGAAUGACUAAGCAUCCAUUUUUAAAUUUAGUUUAUUAUCAAUGACUGUUCUAUUUAUGGAGGCUUUAUUGUUACAUUCUUUUCGACAUUGUUUGAACCUGGCGAGUAAGCAGUCUCUUGCAGAAAUGGCAAAAGUAAGGCAGGAAACGUUGUAAUUGGAUGAAUGUGUCAUAAGUAGACCAGAGAAGUGUGUUUUGUAAAUUGCCAAUUAAAACCAUAUGACAAUUUUGGGCUUAGACUUAAUUUUCACAUUGGCAAACAAUAAUGCUUUUGUGUAAUAUUGAAUUAUGGGGUAACCAUUUAUUUGUUUACAUAUUUGACAUUUGUACUCCUAAUGGGUACCCCAUAUUUCUAGUUGGAUUUUUAUGUAAUGAAUUUUCUGAAAUAUCAAGUAUUUAAAAGGAAAAGUUUCUGUACAUAAUCUUCAAAUUAAGGUUAUUAACAUUAACAUUAUUGAAUGCUACAUUAUGAUAUAGCAAGCAUAAUUAAAUGAUAUUCAGCAUCAAAGACAAAAUAUAUAUAGAGCAAUAAAUAUGUGUUUAUAUAUGUUGGAUGUCUACGCAUUGAAAUAUUUUUUUUUAUUUAGGAUAAAUCUUGCCCUCUGUUAAAGAUACCAUACAUCUCCAUGCCAAUAGGAGAGGAGAUGUAAGCUAUCUUUUAACAGACUGUAAGUAUCCAGUUAAUAAAUUUUAUUAUGAAAAUUUAUACAUUUCGGAAAAUACGCAGAUUGUUUUUCGUGUAACAGUAAAUUUAAUGUUGCAGUGUUUCAUCAGGAUGUGAUUUAUUAGCACUAAAGUCAUUAUUCACUGACGGAAUUUUCAGACAUAUGGAAAUGCUAGACCAGGCAGAGUGAGACCAAUUGAAAGCACAAGCUUUGCCUGACUCUGUGGCUAAGAAUAUCAAAAGGAGGGAGUGUUUCUGUUGCUGGAUAUUUUGUGUGAUGCCUCAUUAGGAUUACGUAGUUAUAGCUGGGAAGUCUUGUUAAAUCAAGUUACAAAACUUCCCAGGAAAGUGUUCCUGAUUGCGGUUAACAUUUAUUUAAUGGUUACCGUACACAAUUCAGUCCGUCAUGUAGGACGAGGCAGUGCAAUACUGAAAGGAAAACAUUUGAUGCAAUCGUCAAGUUUAUACUUGCAAAGAUUGACUAGUAAGAAAUUCCAGAAAGAAUUUUUCUCAGAAUCUCCAUGAUUAAGUUCUGCAAUUUUAAUUUUAGUUGGUAGUUUUAGUGUUGUAAGUGCUUUUACUUUAUUUUUGUAGAGAAUUUUUGGGUCCAUUCUGUGCAAAAGAAAACAUUUGAUAUUUUCCAUUAUUUAAAGCUUGGGUCACCCCUAAAAGAUUCCCUCUUAAUGUUGGAAUGACUGGCUUCAAGUGCAGCAUUUGUGUAGUCUUUUGGAGAGGAGGUGUGCAUCUAUUUUUAGUAGAUAUUAGUUCUUGUUAUGUGCGUAGCCCAAGUGGCCACCUUGUCAGUGAAGUUGAACAGCUUGGAUUUUUGAGGUACAUAUAUGAUUUUAGAUUGUAAAAUUUAGAGAUACCAAGGUUAUUUGAACCUGCAGUGUUUAAGUUUUGCGAGUCAUUCAUUAUCAAACAAUUUGAAAUAAGAUGUUUUUAUUUUUAAAAGUAACUUGUAAUACAGUAUGUACUUUUUUAUAAUUAUUGUUAAUACUGUAACACUUCACUGGUGAAAAACCAGUGUGAUCUCCUGUAACAAAUUCUUAUAAAUUUCGGUGUUGUGUAUUAGAUGAAUUUUGUAGAGAAAAAUAUGAGAAUCACCUAAGGGUUUUCAUGGCAGCUUGUUUGCCAGAUGAAAUCUCAUAUUUAGUUUGUUUCAAAUGAUACUGCUGUAUAUGGUUUAAGGUUUCAAGAAGUUUUGUAGAUAACAUUUCGUUAAAUGCAUUUAUAGUUCCAGUGCUCAUAUUUAUUUGCUGUUUCUCAUUAAUUCCUGGCAAAUCAAGAGUCCUGUUAUUUGAAUCAUCGACUGUACGAAAAAAAUUGUUUUUGUGUAAAGUCUUGUUAAUUGCUUAAUUUCUUAAUGAAAUAAUUGCCAUUUAAUCAGCGAAAGACAACUGAUUGGUAUUGUUUCAUGUCCAUAUUAGUUUUAGCUUUUAAUUUAUGUCUUGAAGUAAUAUGCAAAUUUGCUGUACCUGAAGUAUUCUGCAAAUAUGCCUAUUAUACAAGUAAAGCACUUACUCUUUAAAGUAGAAUAAAUAUGCAACAUAAACUGGCUGUACUUGUUAUACUAUCAUUGAUAUGCAAUCUUUAUCUUCAAUAUACUGUAUUAUGUGCCAUAUCUCUAAAGCAUCCAAGGUCAGAGAAUAAUUUUCUCAUUGUCUGUUGCAGUUUUCAUACUGUACUGUUUUGUAAGGGUUACUACACUGUUUUCCCGAAGGCUAAGACCUUUACCUUUGAUAUUAAGGGUAGCCAGGAAAGUUUGUGCUGCCUCCAGGCAAUUGAAAGUUAUGACUUUAGUUUGGCAGCAGAUUGGAUUUUAGAUUUUGAUAGUGGCAGUUCAUGCAACUACCCUGAUGAACACUUUCCUAAUGCAGACGGCAUUUAUCUUUUUAAUAGGAAGUUGUCACAUUUUUGUGGUUAUUGUGCGCUCUUCUGCUGUCCUUAAUUAUUAGUUAUGUACAUGUUCUCACGUUUUUAGUGUGCUCUCUACAAAACUGUCAGUACAGUUUUCUCUUCUCGCAUCCUCGUACCAGAAGUAGUCAUUCCAGUACCCAUGGACCUCAGCAGUGUUGGGAGCUUGUUCAAAGAAGAGAAUAAUCAUUAAUCAAGACAGCCUUUGGUUAGUAUAUUUUAUUUAUUUUUUUUUUUUUUACCUUGUUGUUUUGAAGGUUGGUCAUUGGUCAGUUCCUUUUGGGAUUUGUCCAUCAAGUGUUGUAAAUCAUCACAAACUAAAUGGAGGUUUUUUGGAGCUGGAAUUCUCUAUAUGUAGAUUUAUUUGUACACUAUUCCUUUGGAGAUUUUUAAAGAUUUUCUCCAAUCAUUCUGAGACUAAAAUUUUUUAUAACAAGAUAGGAUCAACACAGACUGAAUACCUCUACAAUGCCAAACCAUAAAAUAGUUUGAUUUUUAGUGUUGUAGACUGUGAUUAUUAUUGACGUUAUUCAAAGCCAGGUCGAGGUCAGGAGGUGAAUCUGUAGUAUGAGCGAAGAGGCAGUUUGAUGCGUGAAACCCCUUGUAUCUCUUGCUGGUUUUAAGGGAAGUUAGUGCAUUUCUUCAGACUUUGCCAAGUUGCACACGAGUUGGUUUUUUUUUCCAUUUAUUUAUAAUCUUAUCAGAAUUGCACUUCAGAUGUAUUGGUGAAAUGGUUUUUUUAAGGCUAGGUGGAGGUGUUCUGCUAUUCUGCUAAAUUGCUAUUUCCUAGAGAGGAUAUAUUUGAGCAAAUUUAAGUGUUGCACUACAAGCUAACAGUAGUGCUUGCACUGCUGUUUUAGGCUUUAUAGUUUUAACUGGAACUUUUUACUUUUUAGGCUUGUUCAAAUUUCGACCAAGCAUAUUUUAAGGCUUGUAUUUUAUUAUGUUAGGAACUUAAUUGCCAUGUAGGGACUUUUUCCUCUUGAGAAAUCUUUUACGUCAUAAGGGAUCUUGUAUGGUUUCUUGGAAGGACAGUAUGUCGAGUACCACUUAGUACUCCCAAUCUUGUUUUUUAUAUGGAUGCAGUGGCCGUAAAAGCAUCAAAUUUUCAAUUUCUAAAUUGAUUGACUAGUAAUAUUUUCUACUUAUUUGGCAGCUUUUGGGAUAUGGAAAUACCUACUUCCCUGUUUUUCCCAUUGUUUUAGUACAGGUCUUUUCUGUACUUAUUCUGAAAACUGAUAACAUAAGUAACUUCAAAAUACUCCUUUUUUUUUCCUAAGUUUUUAUGGCCUGUAAUACAUAAUAUUUACUAUGAAAUGUAUAACUUUUUAUAGUUACAAUUUUCCUUUUGUCUUGCCUCUUGAAAGUGAAGAAAAAAACAAAGCUGGUCUUUGUGGAAACUAGUUCAGAUUUUUGCCUAUUUGCUUUGGGAGAAAGCUACUUACAAUAUCUGAAAUCUAACAUUAUAUUGUGUUGGUGCUACAUACAGCUUUGAAACUUUUUGUUGAUGUUGCUGUUUAUAUGCAUUUACCUUUUCAAGUUGUGCAUGUAAGUGGCAUAUAAGUAUUUGUAUCUUUUGAAAAUCAGUUUUUAUUACAUUUUGCAUAAUGAGAGGUUCAUGCCAACUUUCUCUCUUUACUUUUAAAAUCAAAGUUCCCAUUUUAGUAAAUUUUCAUUGUUUACUUGCACUUUCAAUUAAGAAUUGUGGUUCUCAGUUAGUGACUAGUAGAAUGUGUAAUUGAGUUUAUUAUUAGUGAAAGCAGGUGAUACUUGUGCUUGUAAUAGCCAUAGCCACCUGUGUUCAAAGAAAAUAAAAAGCUUUUAAAAACUUUAUAA